GGGGCGGGGCAUCCCGGUUUGGUUUCCCGGGUGACGGCGGCAGGCUGGUGGCGCGCGGUGGUCGACGGUCGUGGAGGCAUGGGGGCGCCUUCGGGCCUGCAGGCCGACUGCGAGGCGCUGCUCAGCCGCUUCCAGGAGCUGGACAGCGUUCGCUUCGAGGAUUUCUCGCAGCUCUGGAGAAGCAUGAAGUUCGGGACCAUCUUCUGUGGCAAAAUGAGAAAUUUAGAAAAGAACACAUUUACAAAAGAAGCUUUAGCUUUGGCUUGGCGAUAUUUUUUACCUCCAUACACCUUCCAGAUCAGAGUUGGUGCUUUGUAUCUACUUUAUGGACUGUAUAAUACCCAGCUGUGUCAACCAAAACAAAAGGUCAGAAUUGCCUUAAAGGAUUGGGAUGAAGUUUUGAAAUUUCAGCAAGAUUUGAUAAAUGCACAGCAUUUUGAUGCAGUUUAUGUCUUUAGGAAGCUGCGACUAGACAGAGCUUUCCACUUUACAGCAAUGCCUAAAUUGCUUUCAUAUAGAAUGAAGAAAAAAAUUCAACGAGCUGAAGUUACAGAAGAAUUUAAAGACCCAAAUGAUCGUGUAAUGAAACUUAUCACAUCUGAUGUGUUAGAGGAAAUGCUGAAUGUUCAUGAUCAUUAUCAGAACAUGAAACAUGUGAUUUCAGCUGAUAAGUCCAAGCCAGACCAAGCCCUCAGCUUGAUCAAGGAUGAUUUCUUUGAUAAUAUUAAGAACAUCAUUCUGGAGCAUCAGCAGUGGCACAAAGACAGGAAGAAUCCAUCCUUAAAAUCAAAGCUUAAAGAUGGAGAAGAAAAGAAAGAAGGCAAUUUCCAAGAACCAGAGAGAUGUGAAAGGGCAGAAACAUUAGCAAAAAUAAAAUCAAGAGCUUUUUCAGUUGUUGCUCAGGCAUCGAAGUCAAGAAGGCAUCGUCAAGUCAAGCUUGACUCCUCUGACUCUGAUUCUGCUGGACAAGGGCAAAGUGAAGCAAGUAAGAAAAAAAAGACCAAAGAAACAUCAAAGUCAGCAGGAAGGAAGUUAUCUUCCCGUAGCAAAGGUAAUGUACAGAAUACACUUAAGGAAGGAAAGUCUUUACAUCUGAGUAUGCCCGUAAUUACAGAAGAGGAAGAGGAGACCGACAGUUUCAGCGAGACAGGGUUCACUGCACUGAAGAGGAAAAGAAAGCGUUGAACCAGGAGCCUGGUACAGAGUUUCACAUUUUGAGCUGACUGAAGAAAAGAUUUGUGUUUUGUGUAUCAAACAGGAAGACUGUCGGUAUUACAAAUAAUUUUCUGGGGAAGUAAAAGUUAUUUCUUUGAAAUGGGAAUAGCUUUUUAACAAAUAGCUUUUUAACAAAUUUUCUUUUACAAAAUAUACUUAAAUGAAGGUAAAGUUUGCUUUUAGAAUGUGAUAUCUAGAAAGGAUCCUAUUUAUUCCACAUCAUUACUGUAUUUUAAAACCUUUAUGACAUGAUCUGGAUAUAGUACUGGUAAUAUUAACUAGUCUAUAUUAUUUAAAGUCUUUUCUUGAAAUAUAUAAAACGCUUUUGUGUUUAUAAUUUUGUAAUAAAUUUGUAUAUUAUGCACAUUUACUAUUUUGUGUAUUAUAUGGUUUUGUGUAAUAAAAUUUUGCCUUACCUCA
Molecule: messenger RNA, 1635 nt
Organism: Dipodomys ordii (Ord's kangaroo rat)
Lineage: Eukaryota; Metazoa; Chordata; Mammalia; Rodentia; Heteromyidae
Gene: Snapc1
Product: small nuclear RNA activating complex, polypeptide 1, 43kDa
Exons: 10
Coding region: 79-1185 (368 amino acids)
Biological process (GO): snRNA transcription by RNA polymerase III; snRNA transcription by RNA polymerase II
Cellular component (GO): snRNA-activating protein complex
Molecular function (GO): sequence-specific DNA binding
Source: RefSeq, a predicted model, not a curated record